AUGCCCGCCGUUGCUCAAGAAGUCUUGUCUACGCCGGAACCGGCUAUCACCAAGCUUCAGUCCAAAGAUGCUUUCCACCAGCUAGUCGAAGACCUCAGCAAGGUUCUGGGCCCUUCCUCUGGAAUCAAUUCAGACGACGUCGAUCCAAACGACCUGGUAAAGCUCAUGGAGGGCUACGUUUCUCGAGACAAGGAAUGGCAGAAAUAUGCUCUUGGAGACAACAGCCGUGCUUACACCAGAAAUUUGGUCGACCAGGGUAAUGGGAAGAGCAACCUGUUAAUCCUCGUCUGGACGCCAGGCAAAAGCAGCCCCAUCCAUGACCAUGCUGACGCUCACUGCGUUAUGAAGGUUCUUCGAGGCUCGCUGAAAGAAUCACUUUACUCUUGGCCAGAUCGCAACAAGACAAAUGAGGGCAUUCCCUCGCCAUUGGAAAUUAAGAAAGAGACUGUUUUCGGUGAAAAUCAGGUCACGUACAUGUCAGACAAUCUUGGUCUUCACAAAAUUUCCAACGUUAGCACAGAUACCCCUGCGAUUUCUCUUCACUUGUACACCCCACCCAAUGCUGCGAAGGUUGGCUGCCACAUGUAUGACGAGAAGACCGGAAAAUCCAGCCAUGUGCUUCAAUGCAGCUUCUUCUCCGAACUUGGAGUCAGAAUUCCGCAGCCUAACUAA
This is a messenger RNA of Xylona heveae TC161, 672 nucleotides long. Its product is annotated as cysteine dioxygenase. Lineage: Eukaryota; Fungi; Ascomycota; Xylonomycetes; Xylonales; Xylonaceae. Gene Ontology annotation, molecular function: cysteine dioxygenase activity; ferrous iron binding. Gene Ontology annotation, biological process: L-cysteine catabolic process. The record is from RefSeq and is a predicted model, not a curated record. The transcript is spliced from 5 exons. The coding region runs from base 1 to 672 and encodes 223 amino acids.